This is a messenger RNA of Dichomitus squalens LYAD-421 SS1, 844 nucleotides long. RefSeq names its product HSP20-like chaperone. The transcript is spliced from 5 exons. Gene Ontology annotation, cellular component: cytosol; nucleus. Bases 63 to 719 code for a protein of 218 amino acids. The record is from RefSeq and is a predicted model, not a curated record. Gene Ontology annotation, molecular function: Hsp90 protein binding; protein-folding chaperone binding. Lineage: Eukaryota; Fungi; Basidiomycota; Agaricomycetes; Polyporales; Polyporaceae. Gene Ontology annotation, biological process: protein folding; chaperone-mediated protein complex assembly.
CUUUAAUCCCCCCCGCCGCGCACACCAUCCGGCACAUCGUCAACAACAUCCAAAAAUCCAAAAUGCCGUUCCACCCAGAGGUCCUGUGGGCACAGCGCAGCUCUGAAUCCGAUGAGAAGAAGAACAUCCUCUAUGUUACAGUGAACUUGCCUGACAUCAAGCCUGAAACGCUUGAGUACAACCUGACGCCAACAAAGUUGUCGUUUAAGGCGAAAGCGGGAAACGCUGAAAAGGGUCUCGAGGAGAAGGACUACGAGUUUGCGAUCGAUCUGUUUGCAGAGGUAGACCCGGAAGCAUCAUCAAAAAAGCUCACGUCGCGCUCGUUCCAGCUCCUCCUCCGCAAGAAGGAGCUGAAAGCGGAGUACUGGCCACGUCUGACCAAAGACAAGGUCCGGAACGCGUUCCUUAAGACCGACUUCUCCAAGUGGGUCGACGAGGACGAGCAGGACGGUGACAAGGCGGCGCUCGACGAAGACUUCGACAUGGGUGGUAUGGGCAUGCCGGGAAUGGGCGGCAUGCCAGGUAUGGGCGGCAUGCCAGGUAUGGGUGGCAUGGGAGGCAUGGGAGACCUCGAUUCGAUGCUCCAGUCUAUGGGCGGCGGUGCGGGCGGUUUCGACCCCGAUGCGGCAGGUCCCUCAGGCAGCGCCGACGUUGAAGAGGAUGACUCGGACGACGACGAGGGCCCGCCGCCACUUGAAGAGGCUGAGCCCAAGGCAUGAUUCGUGUUGCGUGGCUCAUCACGAAGUGAUUGGGGUAGACAUACACUGAGGGGACGUGCGCAGUUUACCGGACUGACAAUUUGUAUUAAACAUCGCUGAUGCUGCAAUAUAAUCUUGUGCAAUAU